UCCCACCCAUUAUCAUACAUCAUGCAUCCUCACAUGCACACAGUCGGCUUUAAAGAGGUGGUGUUUAUAAAGUCACGCUUUUUUGCCAUCCGGGGGUUAGUCAGCUGUCAACGCUGUCAGCUCGGAGACUGCCUGCACGAGGGGUGCGUGGUGUAGAAGGAAGUCAUGAAGGACCAGGAGCAGCCGGCCUACUGGCAGGAGACCGGGCGAUGGGCGGGCUACGAGGAGAGCUUCGACCCGCAGACGGGGGCGUGGGCGUGCUCACACAUCUCCUACCUCACCUUCAAGAGCCUCAUUCAGCUGAGACGCACCAUGAACACUGGUGUGACAGUUUUCGACUGUGAGGAGAAGACUCUGGCCACCAUCGCUGAGAAGAUGGUUGGAGAGAUGGUUAGCAAGAAGGAGAUCAGGUCGGGAGACAAGGAAGGCGUGCUGAAGUCUCUGCUCCAAAACCGCAGCCAAUCAACUGACCCAGAGAGCCAAAUGCUGACAGGAAUGGAUUUGCACAAGUUUUCAGUCAAGGAACGGAGGGAUGAAAGCGAUCGUGUUGAGGCUUCAAUGGUGCUAGUAGGAGCUCUGGACUUUCUGGAGAAACCCACAGUGGCCUUCGUCCGCCUGAAGGAGGCCACGGUGCUGGACUCAGCCUUGGAGGCCCCGGUCCCCGUGCGCUUCGUUUUUGUUCUAGUUGGCCCCAGCAACUCUGACAUGGACUACCACGAGACCGGACGUGCUAUGGCAGCACUGAUGGCUGAUAGAGAAUUUAAUCAGGCUGCAAUUCGGGCAAAGAGCAGCAGAGAGCUGGUAGAUGGCAUCGUGGACUUCAUGGACUGCAGCAUUGUCAUUCCACCUACUGAGAUCCAGAAUGAAGCGAUGCUCAGUUCGAUCAUCAACUUUCAGAAGAAAUUACUGCAGUCCAGACUACAGACUCCCAACCCUGCGUUCGGCCGGGAUUCCAAAACUCGUAGGGUUUCCAUUGCUAGCAAGUCUUCGGUUGAAGAUCCCCUAUCUCGCACGGGUCAACCAUUUGGUGGGAUGAUUCGAGACAUGAGGAGACGCUACCAAUACUAUAAGAGUGAUAUCAAAGAUGCACUGAACGCGCAGGUCCUUGCUGCUAUUAUCUUCAUCUACUUCGCUGCCCUGUCCCCUGCCAUCACUUUUGGAGGACUUCUGGCCGACAAGGUGGACAAUAUGAUGGGUGUUUCAGAGCUUCUCAUUUCCACCAGCAUUCAGGGGAUCAUCUUCUGCUUUGUUGCUGCUCAGCCCAUCCUUGUCAUUGGUUUCUCUGGUCCUCUUUUAGUGUUCGAGGAGGCAUUCUUUGCAUUCUGCAAGUCCCAGGAUAUUGAAUAUAUUGUUGGAAGGGUGUGGGUCGGACUGUGGCUGGUCAUCAUUGUGGUGGUCAUUGUGGCCUUUGAAGGAAGCUUCCUAGUGCGUUUCAUCUCACGUUUCACCCAGGAGAUCUUCUCCAUCCUCAUCUCCAUCAUUUUCAUCUAUGAAACUUUUUCCAAAUUGGGAAGGAUCUUCAAGUCACAUCCGCUGAUUCUAAAUUACGAUCCUGUUAAUGAAACUUUAGAAAAUCCCUGGCACCCAAAGGUGGAGGAGACAGUCAUAUAUGACAAUGGCACCGGCAACUUUACUCAUAUCGUCAAAACAAUAAAGCCCCCUUACCCCAACACAGCCCUGUUGUCCAUGUGCCUCAUGCUUGGCUGUUUUUUUAUCGCCUACUUCCUGCGCCAGUUCAAGAACGGGACAUUUCUUCCAGGAAAGGUCAGGCGAUUGAUCGGGGACUUUGGUGUCCCUAUUGCGAUCUUUCUCAUGAUUGUUGUGGACUACAACAUUGAAGACACCUACACCCAAAAACUGGUUGUUCCCAAAGGUCUGAUGGUGUCCAACCCAGCAAAGAGAGGCUGGCUCAUCAACCCCUUCGGAGAGCACCAGACCUUCCCUGUCUGGUUGAUGUUCGCAUGCUGCAUACCAGCCAUGCUUGUUUUCAUUCUCAUCUUUCUGGAGUCUCAGAUCACAACUCUGAUCAUCAGUAAGCCUGAGAGGAAGAUGGUCAAAGGUUCUGGGUUUCACUAUGACUUGCUGGUUUUAGUCAGCAUGGGAGGGCUCAGUGCGAUCUUUGGCGUGCCGUGGCUCAGUGCAGCUACAGUGCGAACUGUCACCCACGCCAACGCCCUCACCGUCAUGAGCAAAGGACCAAAACCUGUGAUAGAGAAAGUGCUGGAGCAGAGGAUCAGCGGCAUUGUAGUGGCGUUGCUUGUUGGUCUAUCAAUUCUGAUGGAGCCGAUCCUAAAACUGAUUCCCAUGUCAGCCUUGUUUGGGAUCUUCCUCUACAUGGGAGUCACAUCUUUAAAUGGCAUUCAGCUGUGGGACCGUGUGUUGCUUCUUCUCAUCCCAAAGAAAUAUCACCCCGAUGAACCUUAUGCCACCAAAGUGAGCACAGGACGAAUGCACUUGUUUACAGCCAUUCAGGUAGUGUGCCUUGCAACUUUGUGGAUUGUGAAGUCCAGUGCAAUAUCCCUUGCACUUCCCUUCGUCCUCAUCCUCACCAUCCCCCUGCGCAUGUUAAUGACCGGCCGUCUCUUCACUGAAAUGGAAAUGAAAUGUCUGGAUGCUGAUGAUGCGAAAGUGACGUUCGAGGAGGAGCCUGGGCAGGAUGUGUACUGUGAAACUCAGAUGCCGUUGUAGACGUCCUCCAUGACAGCUGCUGACAUUUUUAUAUUUCAACAUGCAAUAUUUAUUUUUGUUUUAAGGCUGAAAUUAAAAGUAGAUUCCUUUUUUAAAG
Cololabis saira (Pacific saury) is the source of this 2785-nucleotide messenger RNA. It is a transcript of the gene slc4a1b, whose product is annotated as solute carrier family 4 member 1b (Diego blood group). Lineage: Eukaryota; Metazoa; Chordata; Actinopteri; Beloniformes; Belonidae. Bases 166 to 2688 code for a protein of 840 amino acids. The record is from RefSeq and is a predicted model, not a curated record. Gene Ontology annotation, molecular function: solute:inorganic anion antiporter activity; monoatomic anion transmembrane transporter activity; bicarbonate transmembrane transporter activity. The transcript is spliced from 17 exons. Gene Ontology annotation, cellular component: basolateral plasma membrane; plasma membrane. Gene Ontology annotation, biological process: regulation of intracellular pH; monoatomic anion transport; transmembrane transport.